This is a messenger RNA of Fomitiporia mediterranea MF3/22, 489 nucleotides long. RefSeq lists its product as uncharacterized. The transcript has 2 exons. NCBI's taxonomy places the organism in Eukaryota, Fungi, Basidiomycota, Agaricomycetes, Hymenochaetales, Hymenochaetaceae. The record is from RefSeq and is a predicted model, not a curated record. Bases 1 to 489 code for a protein of 162 amino acids.
AUGCCCUAUGCCCUAUGCCCAUCGUCUCAGCUACUUUCGCCUCUGCUAUCGGUCUUCGUUCCCCGUUCCUGCACCCCUUUUCUGUCCCAGAAUAGGUCUGUCCGUCGUCCACGUGGACGAUCCCUUCGGAGUCUGGCGGCCAUGUUCGGCUUCUUCGAAGUCCUACUCCAAUGCCGAGAGCUGUUAGGUUUUGGAACAGGACCAAAAGGACGGAGACUGCUGACUAUGUGCUAUCACGUCCCACAAGCCCAAAGGGCUCAGGCUUCUCUUACUUUCGUAUCGCAUGGUCAUCUGCAAUCCCUGCUGUCUCCAUUGUCGUUUAUUCUUCGCUAUCUUGCUUUUCGGGUCGAUCCUGCGCCGCUGUUCUUCCCUUCGACUUUAUAUACAUACACGCAUACACAUGGACUCUUCCGAGACGACCCCGAGUCGAUGUCGAGAUCGCAUGUUCCCUCAUUUAGUGUUCUUUGUUUUCAGCGCUCUGCUUCUUAG